Bombina bombina (fire-bellied toad) is the source of this 987-nucleotide messenger RNA. RefSeq lists its product as uncharacterized. The transcript is spliced from 5 exons. NCBI's taxonomy places the organism in Eukaryota, Metazoa, Chordata, Amphibia, Anura, Bombinatoridae. The record is from RefSeq and is a predicted model, not a curated record. Bases 1 to 651 code for a protein of 216 amino acids.
AUGGAUUAUUUCAUGAUGGAUGUCACUAAUGUUGCUAGAGUUACUGAGAUAACCAUUAGCCCUAACACAUGGUCAGACCACACAAUGGCGUUCCUGACUGUUUUACUGAAUACGCUGCAUGGAACACAAGUGCUUAAUGCUCAGCUGCCCGUAUUAGAUCUUUUGGUCUGUGUCUUCUUCGCUGUCAGCAGCUGUCUCCUUAUCUACAGGAAUCCCCUUCAUGGCAGCCUGAAUCUCAGUCAGAGCAUAUCAGAUCCACUCCUUCCCUUCCUGAGGGUCGAUUUCCUAGCCACGUUCAUGUUUGGCCUGCUGUGGCUGGCCUACCCUGAUUGGCUGCUUGGAUUCCAGGUUGUCGGCACGCUGGAUUCCCUGCACUUGCACAUUACCAGAGCAUUUGGAGCCAUGAUGAUUGGAGACAGCUUUGUCUCAGUUGCCUCCCAGUGGUUUCACAUCAGACAGGACAAAACGUCUGUGUUAACCAGCAGAGCAGCAGCCACUUCCAUUCUCCUACUCUUCAUGAUAUGGACACAAAACACCACUCGUGCCUGGACUGUUGCUCACAUCUGGUUUGGGAUGCUGGGUGCUGCCCUUUGGACUGCAAACUCCCUCCUCGGCUAUCUCAAAGCUGACUGGGGCAAGAAAUCUGUUUAAGACUGUAGGAGGUGCGAAAUGUUAACCCAGACUGUAUAUUAGUAAUUCACAUUUUGUUCAUGCCAAGACUUUUUACAGUAAUGUUAGAGACUAAUGCUAUUUAAGCUUUAUAAUCUCUUUUCAGCAACCUCUUGGGUUUCCAUUUCUACCAUCAUGCAUUAGUGAAUUUCAUGCAUGCAUUGUGUAGCAGACCAAUGAAAAUUCCCUUUGUGCAAAUUAAUAAUAUAUCUCUUUUAGUUUCUCCUUUUUUCUUGAUUCUUUCAAACACCAAAGCCACAACGGUGGCAGAAUCAAUAAAUAUACAGUCAAAUAAUUUGACUUGUUUUAAUCUUAAAA